Carassius auratus (goldfish) is the source of this 1332-nucleotide messenger RNA. RefSeq names its product oxidized low-density lipoprotein receptor 1-like. The record is from RefSeq and is a predicted model, not a curated record. NCBI's taxonomy places the organism in Eukaryota, Metazoa, Chordata, Actinopteri, Cypriniformes, Cyprinidae. The transcript is spliced from 10 exons. Bases 1 to 1332 code for a protein of 443 amino acids.
AUGUCUGAUACUAUUUAUGACGAUGUCACCUGGACUGAGACUGAGGGAAUGAAGAGAGAGAGAGUGGAGAUGACUGUGGAUAUCUAUGAGAGUGCAGAUUAUGUGAGAGAUCAUGACUUUAGGACGGAGACAAACACACACCAACCACUUCAGCGCACAGGAAGUGAUUCCGUGAAGAUCAGGAGCUCCAGAGCAGCUGCUGUGUGUUUUGUGCUGAUGUGUGUUCUUCUGCUGACUGCAGUCAUAGUGCUGUGUGUCCACACAGAAGAGAAAGAGCAGCUACUAAACAAGAUUAACAACCUCACAGAAGAAAGAGACCAGCUACUAACCACGCUCAAAGAUUACAAAACAGAGAAAUAUCUGUUAAUGAUCCAGAACAACAACCUGACCAUUGAAAAUAAAGAUUUAUUAUUCAAGCAUGAUGUUGUAAUGAAACAAAGAGAGCAGGAGAACAAUGACCUGUGGAAAAAUCUUCAUGAAGUGGGUGGAUGUUUUUACCAUGAGUCCAGUCUUUACAUAAUUUCCUUGGAGAAGAAGAGCUGGGCUGAGAGUAGACAAGACUGUAAGGCUAGAGGAGCAGAUCUGAUCACCAUAAACAACAGCGAGGAACAAGGUCUUGUUACAAAAAUGUCUGAUGGUAGUUUUGCUUGGAUUGGUCUGACUGACAGUGAUCUGGAGGGCAGAUGGAAAUGGGUUGAUGGCAGCAGACUUGAAUCUGACUUCUGGAGAUCUGGAGAACCCAAUGGACACAAAGGAGAAAACUGUGUUGUGUCUUAUGCAUCACAGUGCAGACUGAAUAUGUCUUAUUACGGCAAUAUAAACAUUCCUGGGACACAUGCGAUGUGUGAAGAUGAAGAGGAGAUGAAUAUCUAUGCUAAUGCGCAUGCUCAUGAUGCCACGACAGAAAAAGAGAACUCGGACACCAAGAGACACCAAACACCUCGACGCACAGAUAAAUCCUGUCUUUACUAUUUUUCUUCUGAGAGGAAGAGCUGGACUGAGAGCAGAAAAUACUGUAUGGAGAGAAGAGCAGAUCUGAUCACCAUAAACAAUAAAGAGAAACAACAAUUAUUUAGGAACUUGUUUGGUUAUAAUAGAGUCUGGAUUGGUCUGACUGACAGUGAUCUGGAGGGCAGAUGGAAAUGGGUUGAUGGCAGCACACUGACUUCUGGGUUCUGGGGGUAUGGUGAGCCCAAUGGAUAUAGAGGAGAGAACUGUGCUGUAACAUUUGCAGGACAAUGGGCUGAUCGUCCAUGUAUUUAUGAGAGUGUGAGCAGGACUGAGCUUCAGGACAUGGACAGAGACAUUGGAGAUGAUGGUGGAUAUCUGUGA